AUGAGCUUGAGUCUUUGGAUCAUUGCUGAUCUAUUAAUGCUUUGGCGUUGUGGGGCAAUGUGCUUCAUGUAUAUCCGGUGGUCUUUCCGUUGGCUGCCCUUGUUGGAGAAGGCCUCUCUGUUAGAGCAGACUACAGCUAUUCUCCCCUUUCAGAGUCCGCAUCAUUCGCUGUUACCUGAGGACGACUAG
This is a messenger RNA of Plasmopara halstedii, 189 nucleotides long. Its product is annotated as RxLR-like protein. The record is from RefSeq and is a predicted model, not a curated record. NCBI's taxonomy places the organism in Eukaryota, Oomycota, Peronosporomycetes, Peronosporales, Peronosporaceae. The coding region runs from base 1 to 189 and encodes 62 amino acids. The transcript is spliced from 2 exons.